AUGGGUGGCGACAACUUGGACGGCCCCCCGCCAGAGCGCAGUGCGCGGGUGCGGCCACAGCGCCGUAGCACGAUUCCGGUGGUGCGUCGCCGCCCGUCGGUCGAUCCACGCUUUAGCGAUCUGUACGGUACCGUCGACCAGAAGCAGUUUGAGGAGCACUACAAGUUCCUGCGCGAGCAGCAGGACGAUGAGGAGACACGCCGCAGACACCGCAUGCGCUGCCUGAAGUGCAUCAUCAAGCGCGGCGAGCUCGAGGCGAGUGGCGCUGAUCUGGAGGAGUACGACCUGUCGGAGACAGAGCGUGAGGUGUUUGGCGACGACCAGCAGGACGAGCUCGCGGCGCUGAAGCUGAUACCCUUGGAGGUUGUGCAGGCGGAACUGCAGCAGCUGCAGCGCGAGUCGCAGCUGUACGUGACGCGCACAAAGGGUCGUCAGGUGCAGGCGCGUCGCGACUCACUGCGGAGGGAAAUCAUCAAGCGCGAGGCGGUGGCGGUGCGGCAGGGCAAGAAACAGCGGCCCUUCAUUCCGAAGCGCGCCCAGCUCAAGCGCGAAGUCCUCGCCGACACGUUUGAGCGUCUCGAGCGGAAGGGUGGCAAGGGGGCGGUGGACAGGUACGUGGAGCGCAAGAGCAAACGGCGUUCCUGA
Trypanosoma grayi is the source of this 645-nucleotide messenger RNA. RefSeq lists its product as hypothetical. The transcript has a single exon. The coding region runs from base 1 to 645 and encodes 214 amino acids. NCBI's taxonomy places the organism in Eukaryota, Euglenozoa, Kinetoplastea, Trypanosomatida, Trypanosomatidae. Gene Ontology annotation, cellular component: nucleolus; 90S preribosome. Gene Ontology annotation, biological process: maturation of SSU-rRNA from tricistronic rRNA transcript (SSU-rRNA, 5.8S rRNA, LSU-rRNA). The record is from RefSeq and is a predicted model, not a curated record.